Molecule: messenger RNA, 1988 nt
Organism: Gadus macrocephalus (Pacific cod)
Lineage: Eukaryota; Metazoa; Chordata; Actinopteri; Gadiformes; Gadidae
Product: desmoglein-2.1-like
Exons: 4
Coding region: 887-1291 (134 amino acids)
Biological process (GO): homophilic cell-cell adhesion
Cellular component (GO): plasma membrane; desmosome
Molecular function (GO): calcium ion binding
Source: RefSeq, a predicted model, not a curated record
UACUGUUGAUAUGUUUUAUUUAUUCAUAUCAAAUUGUAUACAAACAAUAUGAAAUAUUGUUUGAGAAGCAGUGGCCCCUCCCUGCUCUGAGGCCACUGCAGCAAGCUCUUAUCAUAGUGGACCUCCAAAAUUAUUUGCUUUAUUUAUCAAACCAGGAGAAAAAAAGACAAGUUGCCAAUUCACAGUUUUGUUUUACGCUUCCUUAUAGUAUUAUUUUUAUAGAAUAUUCAGAUUUGUGCACCUUUAUCUUAGUGAGUUCACUUUGAUACACAUGAAAUAUUGAUAAUGACUUUUUAAUUAAUAUUGAGAUAGGAAAUAUUUAAUAUUAUAUCAAUGAAAGAAUAAAGGCAAGUUUUAAUGGUCAGGUGGUAGUUGGGCAGCUGGAAUAAGGAGGGAUAGGACAUCUCAUGAAACAUAACAAAAAAGAUUCUUUAAUAAAAAAAAAUAAUAAUUCCAAAUCCAUGAAAACAGAAAAACUCUUAGAAUUUGGGAAACCACGUGGAACAAGAGACAUGACAAAAAACAAAGAACUGACGAGGGAACAAGUGAAGUGAACUGGUAUAUAUAGGGAGAAACUAUUGAAUGAGGUGGAAAUAUUGACAAGGAGGUUCAGGUGAGGGGAAUGAAGUGAUUGCAGCUGGGAGUGGCAGGAUCUGUGAAGUGAGGGAAAAGUCGAAAGACAUCUUUUGGAUGGGGAGAAUAAAACAAGGAACGAAAUAAAGAAAGACAGAACAUGACAGUUAAACUAUCAAAUAAGCACAUAGGCUAUUAAUUACUGUUCCUGCAGCUCUCUGGGGCAACCAGAGGUGGGGAGAGCCAUGUGCGUGGUGUGUUGAGACGACAAAAAAGGAACUGGAUUAUCCCAGCUCAAAAACUCAGAGAAAAUAUGGACUACACGGAUAGACUAUAUGUGGCCAAGAUAAGGUCCGACAUGGAUGGCACCAUGUACUACACUCUGUUGGGCCACGGUGCCAGUGAGGAGCCCUAUAAUCUGUUUGUUGUGGAAGAAACCACCGGGCAGGUCCGCAUCUUUGACGUUCUCGACAGAGAGGAAAGAGCUUCUUACAUUCUCACUGGAGUGGCCCGAUUCCGCAACGGGACAGUGGCCGAGAGGAUCGAGCUGAUGAUUGAGGUGGAGGAUGAGAAUGACAACCCACCUGUUUUUGUGCCAGUGCCUGCAGCUAGAGUCAUUGAGUCGAGCCCAGCUGGCACUCUGGUGGCCCAGCUGAACGCAACAGAUGCUGACAAGAUCAACACGCUCCACUCAAAGAUUGCCUACACAGCAUUAUAAAGCAAGAGCCCAUAGACAGCUCCAACCAUUUCUACAUAGAAAGAGGCACAGGAUUAAUCUAUGUCACAGAUGCAACCUUAGACAGAGAGGUAGGCCUAACUUUCUCAAACUUUUCAAAGGUUCUAUAAAGUCAGAAGGCCUUUUUCUAACUUAUUUCAUGAGGCAUCUCCAUAAACUGAAUGUUAGGGCAGGAAAAAGUGGGAGGGUUGGCACGGUAGCAAGGGUAGAGCCAGCUUACUGUGGUUUACCGUAGGGCAAAGCUAAUGAAUAAAAAACAUUGCCAGCUAACGCCGGUGCAGGCAAUUUGCGGUUAAUACAUAAUCUAUCUAUAAUGUGCGUCCCUAGGCUGUUUUAUUCAGGGCUAAAGCCCCGGAUAUUAUUUAAUUAGACCCGAAUAUAAUAAAAAAAGAAGAAAAAAUAAAGAAUGGUAUAUUUACUGGUAACUAUGGAAUGCAUUAAUUCAAUUCAGUCUAGAAGUCAUGAAAUGAUUCUAGUCACUGAUGGUAGUUAGUUAUUUUGAAAGAAACAUUGGGAUUCCAGGGACAUCUCAAAAUAAAGUAGCCUAGUCCUUCUGGCAAGAGAAUAAACUGCUUAAAAACAUAACCAGACUCAAGGCAAGGCCAGGCAACUUUAUUUAUGUAGCACUUUUCAUACACAAGGCAGACUCAAAGUGCCUCAAGUAAAUUAACCUAUCCUA